AACGCUAUAAUACACCAUAAAUUGGGGUCACGGCUCAUGGACUAAUCAGACGUUCGCCGGACCUGAGAGAGCUUGGCAGAAAACACAGAGGACCUUAGAGACACAGGAAGCCACUAUGAGAGGUUUUCACUGUCCUGCUCUGCUGCUGCUGUGGGCUGUGUGUAGCGUGUUAGACGUGCAGGCUGAUGACGUGAGGACGGUCAAGCUGUGCGGCCGAGAGUUCAUCCGUGCCAUCGUCUACACGUGUGGCAGCUCCAGGUGGAGGAGGCUCAGCAGUCCGCAGGAUAUGGAAGGGUUUUUUAAUGGAGAUCUAAGCAGUGCUGAGCAUCUUAGCAAGAGUCUGGGAUCUGACCUGGCCAGACGAGACCUGACUGAUGUUUGUUGUCAGUUUGGCUGCAAGAAAAGUGACCUAACAUUGCUCUGCUGAGAAAUGAAGCUGUGCUUUUCUUUUUGUCUCACCAUGUUUUCUUCCACAGUCUAAAUGAAUAUGAACACUUCUCAAGUGUACUCUAAGUGUACAGUCAGUUGUAAUUCAUUGACCGUCUUAAUUUGCCAGUAGAUGAAGCUAAUUUACAUAAAAAGCAUGUCUAAUUUGGGAUUAGAUCAUCUAAGAUGCUCCAUGAAACAGCAGCAGUGAAACUGCACAAUGAGGGGUUUAAUUCUAACUUGUAUUUUGUAAACUUUGUCAAUAAACAUUA
Molecule: messenger RNA, 698 nt
Organism: Carassius auratus (goldfish)
Lineage: Eukaryota; Metazoa; Chordata; Actinopteri; Cypriniformes; Cyprinidae
Gene: insl5a
Product: insulin-like 5a
Exons: 2
Coding region: 116-427 (103 amino acids)
Cellular component (GO): extracellular region
Molecular function (GO): hormone activity; G protein-coupled receptor binding
Source: RefSeq, a predicted model, not a curated record